CCCAACAGCAAGUGCAGAAACUGUGACAUGGCUUCUGAGGGAGCAAGGUUACGUCGCCUCUUUGCCUGGUUUGACCCUGAAAGUGUUGCGGUGCUCACCAUCCUGUUGGGGCUGUUCCAGGUGCUGUUCUCUGCCCCGUUUGCUUACAUUGACCAAAGUUUUCCAAAACUCUUCAUACUGCCACUAGUCUUAGGAAUUGUGGUUAUGGCAGGGGGGUCCUUCACAAUGGCCAAUGAAAAGAACCCUAGCAGACUACUACUUCAAGGUUGUGUCUGCAGCAAUGUGGUUGGUCUGUUGGGGACGUUGCUUGCUUUCGGCCUGUAUUACUACACCCUCCACACAUCACACAGCAAAGUCACAUGCUUGGAUGACCAUUAUAAUGGCUACUCGAGGGUUUGCCUCCCACAACUACUGGCAGACUACUCCUGGAGUGUGACGCUGCUGCUGCUGCUCUUUGACACUGGUGCUGUGGUCAUGCACUGUCUCCUCUCUAUCUCCGCCUUCAAAACACUGAAGACAAACUAAGACACGCAAACCAAAACCAUUGUAGUAGUCAUUCAUUCCUGGUGUAAGAAAACUUAAUGGAAUCUGACUUUUCCUUUGCUGACAAGUCAGAAUAUCUACUGAUCCCACCCUCUGUACAAACAACUACUAUCACUAUAUCUUAUGUUUUGUAACCACUGUAUAACAAAGACCCUCAUUAAUAAAUGUGAUUACUGGUUGUUACUGUA
This is a messenger RNA of Oreochromis niloticus (Nile tilapia), 731 nucleotides long. RefSeq lists its product as uncharacterized. Bases 28 to 525 code for a protein of 165 amino acids. The record is from RefSeq and is a predicted model, not a curated record. NCBI's taxonomy places the organism in Eukaryota, Metazoa, Chordata, Actinopteri, Cichliformes, Cichlidae. The transcript is spliced from 6 exons.